Molecule: messenger RNA, 342 nt
Organism: Gadus chalcogrammus (walleye pollock)
Lineage: Eukaryota; Metazoa; Chordata; Actinopteri; Gadiformes; Gadidae
Product: B-type lectin plumieribetin-like
Exons: 2
Coding region: 1-342 (113 amino acids)
Source: RefSeq, a predicted model, not a curated record
AUGAGUCGGAACUCUCUCAGCACCGAUCAGCAGCUCUUUAAAGGGGACUUCCUCAUGAGUAACAACCAAGAGUACAAGGCUAUCUUUCAGGACGAUGGAAACUUUGUCAUCUACAAAUGGUCUCCAAUCUGGGCCCCCAACACUGCAAAUGACCAGGCUUUUAAAGUCAUUCAACAGGGAGAUGCACACCUGGUCAUUUACACCAUAGACGAUAAGCCCAUCUGGGCCAGUGGUUCUUACAAUAAUACUCAUAGCGUUCGGGUUCGUCUGACCCUGACCGACGAAGGGCACCUGGCAACUUCCAACGAUGGGGUGCAAACCUGGUCUUCUAAGGAUUGCUAA